Stegodyphus dumicola is the source of this 339-nucleotide messenger RNA. RefSeq lists its product as uncharacterized. Lineage: Eukaryota; Metazoa; Arthropoda; Arachnida; Araneae; Eresidae. The record is from RefSeq and is a predicted model, not a curated record.
AUGUUGCAUCAUGUCAUCAGAGAAGAAGGUAGAGGGUGGCAUUUGCAAAUUCCUUAUGUAUUGUGGGCCUAUAGAGAAGUACCCAACUCAACAACUGGGGUGGCUCCAUUUCAACUCAUGUACGGCAGGACACCUCAGGGACCUCUGUCGAUAUUAAAAUCAUCAUGGACAGGGAAACAUGAAAAUUUACAAUUAGAUGCAACUCCUGUUUAUACAUAUUUACAAAAUCUAAAGGCUAGGUUUGAGAAGGCAGCGGAGCAGGCAAAGCUCACAGCUAAAAUUCAACAAGAGAGGACAGCACACUAUCAUAAUUUAAGGUCUACCAUAAAAAACAUUUAA